ACAAGUUGGCCGUCUCCAUAUCCACAGAUUCGGCUUGUGCAGUUUCAGUUAUCCGCAGUUUGCCAUGGCCCGAAAAUAACCCUUAAAUUUGCUUAAUAAUGGCCCCAGAGCACAAAUGUAGUGAUGGUGGCAGUUCUUCAAAGCCUACAAGAAGCCGUGAAGUGCUUCCCAUUAGUGAAAAAGUGCAUAAUUUAUCAAUGAAACUUUGUCAUAGGCAUGUACGUAUGUAAAUGAAAAAAAUGACAUACUGUAUACUGUAAGGUUCACUACUAUCUGCAGUUUCAGGUAUCCACAGUAGAUCUUGGAACAUAUCCCCCAUGGAUACGGGGGACUACUGUAUUCACAUGAAGCUCUAAACUCAUAUUGGUCAUUCAGCAAUGGAACAUAUAAUGAUGUUAGUGACCUUUAAUUACUGGUAAUCAUUUUUACUGAUGAAACAAGAGAUCGUUCAAUAUUUUGUGCUAGGUGUGCUGGUCUUUUCUUUCUGUUUCAUUUAUGAGCAGGAAAAUCUUACAAACCUUUAAUAACAUUCAUUGUAGACUUACCUUUACUUUUCAGUAUGUUUCUUAAUAGUUCUUAUUCCUGUAACAUUUUCCUUCCACUCUAAGAAGCUUGGUCUAAGACCUGGCUGCUGGAAUGAUUUGUAUUUGUAACAACCUGUAGCAACGUAUAUAUAGUAAUGUUGUCUCCUGCAGACGCAGAUAUUGGAGCGCAUGGUUGGUGACCGUGUGUGUGUUACCCGACCUGAAGAGGACCGCCGGAGAAGGACCAUCAUCGUUGAGAAGGAGAACAAUUCCUUUGGUUUCACCAUCCAGAGCUAUGGGAUCCACUAUAAGAAGGAUGGUGAAAUAGAGGUAAUCACUUAUGUAGACUUCGUGGAAUAUUCAGGACCUGCCUUCAGAGCUGGCAUGAGGCAAGGAGAUGUCAUUCUAUCCAUUAAUGGACAUGAUAUGGAGAAAGCUGAUCACAAAGCCUUGGUCAACUUCAUCCAGGGUUGUGGUGACAGGAUGCGUAUGGUGGUCCUCUUUGAGGACUGUGUCCACAAGGUGGAACUGCACAUGAGGUACAUCCAGCUGCAGCGUCUUCUGCAGGAGAAAAUGGCUGACCUGGAGCGCUUGUGUCAUCAGGAGAAGUCACUGCUAGCUGGUAAGUUGGCAACUUCCCCAGUGCGUCACGCCUUCAACAUCGCUCACGCCCGCUUGAUGGAUUGGCUGAGGGCACAACGCCGGCUUCUCCCGCCUCCCCGGGACCUCACCUGCCUCAUCCCAGUUUCACUCUCCACUUCCACCACUACCUCCACCCUUCAUACACAGACUGCUGCUGCCCACCACUCCCAUUCUGCUGCAGCUCACCGCCACCACCCAGGUGUCCCACACAGUUGCAAGCACUCAGCAGGAGUCUCCAUGCAUGGCCACAUACACCACACUUCCAGCCUCACCUACCAGGAGGAUGACCCCAUUUCAGAAGACAGUGGGCGGAGAUAUUCCCGAAGAAUGAGUGGCAGGUCCUCACCACAAGUACAAGACAACAAAAGUCAAACUUCCAUUGUUAAGGCACAAAGUGAAAUUAGGAAUGUAGAGAAGAUUUCAUCACCCUCUUGCACAGUAGCCUCUCCUACAGAUUCUGUUCACCAUAAAGAUAGUAGUGUGUAUAGCUUCAUGAGCUGGAACGCAAGUACUUACUCUGAUAUUAGUAUUAAUCCUCGUCUUACACACAGUCAGGUUGCUAGUUGUAGGGUUCCAUGGGGCUCAGAUAGACUUUAUGCAAAUGCAUCUAGUGACUUUCAUAGCUUGCCUUGUGGAGGAGGGCCCAUGUAUCCCAUUGCAUCACCACAGCCUUCCAGUGGCUGUGGUGAUCCAAUGUGUUCCGCAAGCCAUUCUCUUAUGUUUGGUUCUGAGUGGAAACAGCAGAUGUUAGGUAAUAAGGAAACUGGGGAUAAUAGGAAAAUGGUAGAGGAUAAAGAAGGUAAAGGUUUCCAUAGUCACCGCCGAGCUCUCAGUGCAGAGGCCUGGAGAUAUCCUCGGGACAGGGAAAGCUGGCAUGAGGGAGAAAUAAACAAGUACAGAAAAAAUCAGGCUGCUUUAGAUGCUCCUUAUGGUAGUGACUCUGUCUCACAAGAUGGGACACUUCUAGCUAAAUCCAAAAGCAUUGGCCCCAAAAGAGGAAGCUUUAGUAGGAAAGAUAGCUUUAAACAAUUAAGUCGACAGAACAGCAAAAGUGGGAGACCUGAAAUUCCCAAAAAGAAUUCUCCAACAAUGGAAGAUGUAAGCAGGAAAAUGAAGCCACCCUUUAAGAUGAGUAAAGCAUAUUCCAUAUCAUGUAUGCCAGGUGACCACUGCCUCGCUUAUGACUCUGUAAUUAAAGAGUUUAAAACAUCUGUUACUCAUGAAACUAAGAAGGAAGAAGAACCUAAAUCUCCAUUUGAAAAGAUGAGUCUUAGUGGUCUAGAAACAUAUGAUCGUAGUCCAAAACAUUCACACGGUCCUAAACAGGCAUCCAUAUUUAAUUAUUCCACAUCAAGUUUACCACAUCGUAGGAAUUCUAGGAGUAAAAAGAAGAGAGAGUCUAGUUCAUCACAUCGAGUAAAAUCUAAUUCCCUGGAUGAAGACAAGUUAACCAGUAUAUCUGGCUCUGAUGAUGGCCAAAAAAUUGAGUAUGGUUUAGAAGACAAUAGGGAAUCUAGUUCUGAAGUAUCUUCCCAUGUCCGACCAUCUGAGCUACAUCUACAUCAGUUUUUAUCUUUACCCUACACAUCUGGCAGACUUACAACUUCACCCACAGAGAACUCUCCCAUGAUUGUACGUGGAGGCUCUUUUCAUGCCCCCCACAGACCCAGGCAAAACUCUGGGGAAAGGCACUGGAGUCUUUCUAGACCAAAAAAGGGUACUCCUUCAAGCACUCGUGAAUCUAGUAGAUCAACUCAUAGGCAACGCUCGUGUAAUUCGCUGUGCGAAAAUUCUUUUGAGAAAAUAAGAGAUGGCCCACAAAAGAAAGCUCCGUCAAUCAGUCGUUCCGAGUCUCUUCGGUUAUCAUCUCAGUCUUUGACUAGUGCUUUUAUCACAAGAGAAUGUAUAAAAGGAUCUUGUACUCACAGCAUUAAACCACUUCCAACUAACAGGAUUCAGAUUAAAUCAAGUAGUCUUGAGAACAGGCAGGAUGUGGGAGAUGGAUCAAAUUCUUUCAUAAUGAACCGCAUAGGUUGUUUUGUUAAAGAUGAUUUGUCAUCCAAGGAGACUUGUGGCAGUCCUGCUACAUGGAGAAGAACAGUGAGAGAAGAUAGACAAAACCAAUCUUCCAGUGAAAUGUUUAGUAGAAAACCUGAAUGGAGUAGUAAUCUUGCAGAGAAGAAUAAAUGGAAAGGUUCGAGUACAAUCCGGCGAGAAGGGGGACAUAAGGAUGGUGGGAGGGAAAUAGAAGGGAGGAUUAGCAUAACAGCAAAUAAGAAGGGUGAGGAAACAAGAGCUUGGCAAACUCAACGAAAAGGGUCAUUCAAGUCUUUGUCAAAACAAAAGUCAUGUCAACAGGAUUCAACACAUCAUCACUCUGCUAAGCACGAACAGCAACAGCCGGGGCGUAAGAGCCGUCCAGAUUCUUUAUAUUCAUGGACUGGAAGCUGUGACCGCUUAAGUUCAGCAACAGAUCACUCAGGCAGGACAGUAGUGUCGGCGCGAUCACGUUCUCUCUGCACUGAUUCAUUAGUCACUCCAGCACGUGAUGUGCCAAACUCGGCUGGUGAUGUGUACCGUUUUGCUCCUCCUCCACAGGAACCCAGAGUAAGAUCAGAUUCACUGGAAGCUCGCUGGUCAUCAGACAACUCUCUCGAGGAUCGUCCAAAUGAUGGACGCACUCCUACUAAUUAUGAUAGCUUAUACUCAGAAGUAUCCAGUGAAUCAUCUGUGUAUGGCACACCUUUGCCUCGACAAUGUUUAGUGCCUCGGGAGGAUCGUGGUAUUUUAUCUGACGAUGAAGCCUCUGUUGAUCUUGAUGCUGCACCACGCCCUCGAAGAAGCCAAGCAUCGCGCAGGAGAAAGUCACAAGGCUCUCGAACAAAUGAUGAAACGCCAGUUGUUGGGGACAGGAAUGCCUUUACCCCACCAGCCUCAUCAUAUCCACCCUCUUGGCCAGGCAUACCCUCUAGAGCUGCAUCCUCUCCUCAUGGCUCUUCAAAUGGUGAAUGGUUUCAGGCUGGGGAUGUGAGCCGAACAGUUGGGGCUCUGGCUGAUUCCUUAUCUGCAUAUCGUACCAACCUUGUUUAAGCAGAUUUAU
This is a messenger RNA of Cherax quadricarinatus, 4266 nucleotides long. NCBI's taxonomy places the organism in Eukaryota, Metazoa, Arthropoda, Malacostraca, Decapoda, Parastacidae. The record is from RefSeq and is a predicted model, not a curated record.